GGAAAUUUCAGCUUGAGACAAUAGUGUGACCAUAUGGUCUCCCUGGCUUGUAAAUCAUCAUGUGGUCCAGUGCCAGCUUCCAUGAAAACUACUCCACCUUCCUAAAUUCUCUCUCUCUCAGAUCUUCUUUACGAAAACAUUCAAGUGCACAUGGUCUUAAACUAAUACCGGUACUGACUUCAGAUACCUGUUCACUUCACUGCAAUCAAAAGCGGGCUGAUGCGAAAGAGACUCAGAGAGCGGAGGAGACAGAACAAGGCAACGAAGGAGAACGCUAACAAGGGAAUAACAACAGAAGGAAGGAGUGACAGAGGCCCUGCCCCACUGUGUGGCUCAACCAUGAAGUUGAACAUCAUUUGUAGCUUGUUUCUGCUCCUGGGUGUUCAAACAGUAAAGGGAGGCAGAGCCCAGCGCAAACAGAGACAAGCUGAAGAGAGCCUGAGACCAUACAUUGGCAGAGUUAAACCAGAAAAGCUUUGUGAGCUGCUGAAAUGCCGUACUCCAGUGGGGUCUUGGUGCCAGGUAGUUCAAGAAAACGGAAUUCUCAUCCCCAAGUGUGUUUGUCCUCAGUCCUGUCCUCGGCAGAGGGCACCAGUGUGCAGUGUUGUGGGAAAGACCUAUGAGAAUGAGUGUUGGCUUCAUAAAGAUGCCUGCAGAAAGAGGCGCCGCACCGGACUCGCGCACACAGGACCCUGUCUGGUCCCCAAGGGUAAAUGCACCGAGGAGGAGUUAGGCCAGUUUCCAUAUCGUCUCCUGGACUGGUUUUUGCUCUUGAGUCGUAUGGGGGAAUCCUACGCACCUGCUGCCCCGCCCCAGAGCUGCCUGAGCCACACCCAGAGGACACAGCUGGCACAAAAAAGAUUUACCCUGUUGGACAGGAAUAAAGAUGGCAAGUUGAGCCGCAGGGACCUGAAGAAGCUGCAUUAUAAGAGGAUGCCUUUGGAGCACUGUGCUACACCAUUUUUUCAGUCAUGUGAUCGUAACAGGAACAGGAAGGUGACCCUCAAUGAGUGGACAGCAUGUUUGGUGGAUCGUUCUGAGGCCUGGUUCUAUCAAUUAAUGUCAAUGAGAAUGGGUUCUCUGAAGUUGUGUCCUACAAUCAAAAGGAACUACCUCUGACACGUCUAAUUCUUUGUGCUGUUAGGAACUUGCAGGUCAUAUCAUGACAGUUACUUGAUUUUAAAGCUGAUAUUAAAGGAUGACAUAGCUACACACGCUGACUUAGUCAUUGAUUUUACCUCUUCUGACAUGUGAUUUAUGGUGUCGUGAAAUCUGAUGGUCUGCUGGGUGGCUGUGGGUUUUUAUGUGUGCU
Messenger RNA from Haplochromis burtoni (Burton's mouthbrooder), 1312 nucleotides. RefSeq names its product SPARC-like protein 1. Gene Ontology annotation, molecular function: collagen binding; calcium ion binding; protein binding. The record is from RefSeq and is a predicted model, not a curated record. Bases 220 to 1119 code for a protein of 299 amino acids. Lineage: Eukaryota; Metazoa; Chordata; Actinopteri; Cichliformes; Cichlidae. The transcript has 10 exons. Gene Ontology annotation, biological process: anatomical structure development.